Molecule: messenger RNA, 696 nt
Organism: Marchantia polymorpha subsp. ruderalis
Lineage: Eukaryota; Viridiplantae; Streptophyta; Marchantiopsida; Marchantiales; Marchantiaceae
Source: the annotation of a GenBank genome assembly
CGCCUAUCUCCCUCGUCUCUCCCACUUCCUUGCCUGCUGCUCCCUGGCCCCCGCGAGCUUCCCCUCCUUCCUUCUCACAGAUAGAUGCCCGGAUUCCUCAUAAUGUUGUAAUCAGCUAACGUGAUUAACUUUGUUCCUCCCAGAACCAAACAAGAAAAGCAGUCGUGUACAUGCUCUGCCUCCGGGCAAGACUAUAAACUCGGGCACACCUCAGCUGAUGAGCUCAGCCGAGCUCUCGUGAUGGGAAUCCUGCGAAUCGAAAUAGGUACAGUGGUGUGCUGGUGCGGCUCUCUCAUCUCAACCUCCACCUCAACCUCAAGUUCAGCUCCGCGAAGCGUAGCAGCCCAACUGACAGAGCAGGAGCAGCAGCAGGAGUCGCAGCAGGAGAAGGAGGAAGAAGUUCGAGGACGAGGGGUACCUGCUGCUGUUGCGGAAGUGGAAAGUAGAGGCCCGCGACGACUGCGGCGAGAGAAGAGAGAGAGAGAGAGGGAGGGAGGGAGGGAGGGGGAGAGAAAGACCCGCAAACUUUUUACUCAAGAACUGGCGAUCGAAGUAAUUGCGGGGGGCUCAGACCUGCCGUCCACUUUUUCCUCCGUUCGGUCCGAUUUGCAGCAUCAUUUGGUCCCUUGUCGGCCACUGGACAGGUCUCGCCCUCUCCUCCCCAACGGACGUUCUCGUACCUCUGUAACCUACUAG